CUUGUCUUCUGAAAUAGAUCUUGACAAGAGAAGGCUGUGAAAGUAUUUAAAGAGCCAUACAAGGAGAAAGGAAAUGGAAAAGAAUGAUGGAGACCAAGAUUCUACUGAUCGUGAACUUGUAUCAUUUAUUGAGCAGGGUUCAAAGCUGGACACAGAAGCUGAUGCUGCGAGCUUGAUAGCAGCCAUCAAGCAAUGCCCGAAGCUGAGAGUACUCUGCUUGCAAGGCAAUUCCAUUGGUGUUGAAGCAGCCAAAGGGAUAGCAAAGGCUUUGGAAUCCAAGCCUGAUUUAGAAAGAGCUCAAUGGAAGGACAUGUUCACUGGCCGCCUGAAGCAAGAAAUCCCAGAAGCUUUGACAUACUUGGGAGGUGGUCUGCAGCUGGCAGAUGCACAUUUGGUUGAAUUGGAUCUGAGUGACAAUGCCUUGGGUCCCAUUGGAGCAGAAGGUGUCAAAGUUCUUUUAGAAAGUUCAGUCUGCUUCUCCCUUCAGGAGCUAAAACUGAACAACAAUGGUCUUGGCAUUGAGGGAGGCCAGAUUGUGGCAGCAGCUCUUCUGAACUGUUAUUCCAAGAGUGUUGAAGCUGGGAGGCCUCUAUCCCUAAAGACCUUCAUUGCUGGGAGGAAUAGACUUGAGAAUAAAGGUGCCAUGGCAUUUGCAGAUGUUUUCAAGCGAGUGGGAACUAUGGAGGAAGUUGGAAUGCCACAGAAUGGUAUCUAUCAUCAAGGAGUAACAUCUCUUGCUGAGGCAUUUGAGAAGAAUCCUAAUCUGCAUACUAUCAAUCUCAGCGACAACACAAUAGUUUCUAGAGGUGCUCGAUCAUUGAAGGGAGCUUUGGCAAAAUUGUCAAAUUUGAAAAUCCUCAAUCUUGGAGAUUGUCUCCUCAAGGACAAAGGAGCAGAGGAACUAGUGGAAGGUCUUAAGGCUCCCCACCCUCACUUGGAAGAAGUGAUUCUAUCUUCCAAUGAGAUGUCUGUGAGCUCUGCCCUCAAGAUUAUUCCAGCACUGGAAGAUGCAACAAAUUUGAAAUGUUUAAACUUGGAUGGAAAUUGCUUUGGGGAAUGGGGCAUAGAGAAGAUCCGAGAGAGAUGUCAUGAGUGUGGACUUGAAGAAAACCUAAUUUCUUUUGAUGAAGAUGAAGGUGAGCCUGAUGAAGAAGAAGAGGAGAGUGGUGAAGAAUCAGAUGAUGAGGAAUCUUCAGAAUCGCUAGAUGAAGAUGUGGGAGCCACUGAUUCCACCCAAACUGCUUCAACAACAUCAGCUGACUACAAAAUUGGGGAAACAGCCCUUUCAUGCACACAAAUGAAAGGCCUCUUGGACCAACUUGAGAUAACCAAGCUUGAUGACACUGCCAUCGGGGGCACCCUCAGCUUUGCAGGCAGGGGGCUCAAGCUCAACAAUGAAGAUGAUGCCAAAGAAGUGAUUGAAGCAAUUGGAAACCAUCCUAACUUGCAUGUAUUGGAGCUGGAGGGAAAUACUAUUGGUGUUGAGGCAGCUAAGGGGAUAGGUCAGGCUUUGAGUAAACAUCCAAACCUGCAGAGAGCCAGGUGGAAGGACAUGUUUACUGGUAGACUUAGGCAGGAGAUCCCUGAUGCAUUGAAAUUCCUCGGUGAAGGCCUUCAAUCAGCAGGAGCCCAAUUGAUUGAGCUUGAUCUCAGUGACAAUGCCUUUGGACCUGUUGGAGCAGCAGGUCUUAAGAUCCUUCUGGAAAGUCGUGUUUGUCAGUCUCUUCAAGAGCUCCGACUCAAUAAUAAUGGACUUGGGACUCAAGGAGCACAGAUGGUUUCAGAUGCUCUUCUCAAGUGCCAUGAGAAUGGUUCUAAGGUCAGACAACCACUGGCACUCAAAACCUUUGUUUGUGGCAGAAAUCGUCUGGAAAAUGGAGGAGCAAUAGCUUUUGCCAAAGUUUUCAAAACUAAAGGAGCCAGGUCAAUUGCUGAAGGCUUAGCAAAGGGUCAUGAUGGCCUUGAGGAGUUGUGCCUGGAUCACAAUGAAAUGCAUAAAGAAGGAGCUCUGGCUAUAGUAGACUCCCUGAAGAAGAAGUCAAAACUUUCCAAGCUGAACCUCAAUGGAAAUAACUUUGGCAAGCAAGGUUGUGAUGACAUCAGAAAGAAGCUCACUCCCAUAGGAAAGAUUGAUGCACUCCUUGAUCUUAAUGAGGAUGAGAGUUGUGAUGAGAGUGAAGAGGAAGAUAGUGCUGAUUUGGUUGGUACCAUUCAGCCAGAGCAGUGCACACCUGAGGCUUUCUUUUCACACCCCUCAGCCUCCAAAUUCAUGGGUCUUAGUGGUGAUAAAGCCACAGUCCUUAGCCAGUACCUGCAUAAACAGAGAGGAGAGCUGGAGGAUUGGGUGCCCAUUCAGACUGGAUUUCUGAUCAGGUUGGGUUCCCUAGCAAGUGAGCCCAGCAUUAGAGAUGAUGUCAUCCAAUGCCUCAAGCUUCUUCUCAAACAGAUGAUGGCUUCUUUCAGUCCAGAUGAUCAUUCCCAUUUCACAAAUACAGUGUUGAUUUAUUCUGGUCUCAUCAAGAGUGAAGACAAGUCCUUCCGAGUGAUGUGGAGCAUCGAGGGUGUGGGGAUUGCCAUGGAGUCUCUCGUCAAGGAGGCCUUAUUCCCAGGCAAUACUUGCAAAACCCUUCAGCUGUUUCUUGGAAGGCCUGCUGUGCGUGGUGACAGAAAGAAUCCAUUUGAUGACUUCCCACAAGUGAAGCAUAGACUCUUGCAGGCUCUUUUUGCAUUCUGAAAUUCCUGUCAUUCUGAGUUGGGGAAAUUGCAAACAGGUGCCAAUCUUCAGUCAAGCUUUUCUGGACAAGAGCCUUGAUCCAGGGUGAUACCUUCCUACUAUUGAUGAAGCUUGAUCCUAUCUUGUGAUCCUCUUUCAUAAGAUGACUUGGUGGGCCUGUGAACCCUCAUCGGCAAUUUUUUAAAAAGUAAAUUGAGUGCUUAUGGGUCCAUUGGCAGUUUUCUUCUUCCACUCACUGUCAUAUAUGAAAUGGUUCAUAAAGGCAACUAAUGUGGUAGUCAUACAUUAAACCUUAUCCAAUGUUGAUCAGAUUGUUCAUAAAGCUUGGAAAAAAAAAAAUCAUUGUGGAGC
Darwinula stevensoni is the source of this 3085-nucleotide messenger RNA. NCBI's taxonomy places the organism in Eukaryota, Metazoa, Arthropoda, Ostracoda, Podocopida, Darwinulidae. The record is from the annotation of a GenBank genome assembly.